AUGGUUUUUUCUAUUUUUGUAAUGCUAGUUAAUUCUUCUAUUUCUUAUCCUUACUCAAUAAAAUUUGUAAAAAAAGUUUUUAAAUUUAAUAAUUUUUGGAAUAUUCAUAUGGCAGCUAUUCCUUUGAUUGCAAAUUGGAAUGCAGUUACUUUAGGCUUAGUUUUUGGAUUUUAUGAGUAUUUUAAAAUUAUUUUAUUGAGUGUUUAUAAUAAUAAUUAUGAUAAUGAACAAUAUGACUAUAUAAUGAGGGUGAAUGAUAUAAUAUAUAAUGAAUAAAAAAAUAUAUAAUAUGUUAUAGAUAAUUUACUAGGAAAAGGAACAUUUGGUUAAGUAGUAAAAUGUUCAAUUCAAGGAUAAAAAGAAAAUUAUGCUAUCAAAGUUAUAAAAAACAAACCUGCGUAUUUUCAUUAAGCAAAAACUGAAAUAUUAUUAUUAAGAGUUUUAAAUAAGUAAGAAUGCGAAUAAACGCAAGAAUAAAUGAUUGAAAAUUAAAGAAAUAAAAUAGUAAAAUUAAUAGAUUUUUUUGUUUUUAGAUCUCAUUUUUGUUUAGUAUUUGAAAUGAUGGAUUUAUCACUUUAUGACUUUUUAAGAAAUUCAAAGUUUAGUGGUUUUUCGUUUAACCUAAUUUCUUUUUGGAUAAAAUAAAUAGCUGAAGGAAUGGCUAUUAUUGAAUAAUAACAAAUUAUUCAUUGUGAUUUAAAACCUGAAAAUAUUAUGAUUAAAAAGUAUUUUUUUAUAAUAUAAAUAAAAACAUUAUAAAUACAUAUUAUUAAUAUUUAUAUAAGUAAUGAUAUAAAGAUUAUUGAUUUCGGUUCUGCUUGCCCUGAUUAAAAUAAAAUUUAUUCCUAUAUUUAAAGUAGAUUUUAUAGAGCUCCUGAAAUUAUUUUAGGAUUAAAAUAUACUAUUGCUAUUGAUAUGUGGUCUUUAGGUUGUAUUUUAGUAGAACUUUUUUUAGGUUUGCCUAUUUUUCCUGGAAAUUCUGAAUAUGAUUAAAUGAAAAGAAUUAUAGAUAUUUUAGGAUAUCCUGAUAAUGAAUUAAUUUAAUAAGGAAAAUUUAGUAAUAAAUUUUUCGUUUUUUAAGAAUAAGAAAAAACUUAUAGAUUAAAAACUAAAAAAGAAUACGAAGAAAAUGAAAAUGUUUAAUUAAAUUAAAGUAAAAACUAUUUUUAAAUUUAAUGUUUAGGAGAUCUUGAAAAUUAUAUUAAAAACUCUUAAAAUAGAUAAUAUAGUCUUGAAG
Molecule: messenger RNA, 1237 nt
Organism: Ichthyophthirius multifiliis
Lineage: Eukaryota; Ciliophora; Oligohymenophorea; Hymenostomatida
Product: protein kinase yak1, putative
Exons: 7
Biological process (GO): peptidyl-serine phosphorylation; peptidyl-threonine phosphorylation
Cellular component (GO): cytoplasm
Molecular function (GO): protein tyrosine kinase activity; protein serine/threonine kinase activity; ATP binding
Source: RefSeq, a predicted model, not a curated record